AUGGUAGCACUUGCUGAAGAAGAGCAGAAGAAGAAGAUGGAGAAGACACAGAUUCCUGUAGCCCGAGAAGAGAAGAUACUGGUUCUGGUGAGACUGAGACCCUUAAACGAGAAAGAGAUUGCAGCUAACGAAGCUGCGGAUUGGGAAUGUAUCAACGAUACCACCGUUUUGUACAGAAACACGUUGCGCGAAGGCUCAAACUUUCCUUCUGCAUACUCUUUUGAUAGAGUUUACAGAGGUGAUUGUCCGACCAGACAAGUUUACGAGGAUGGAACCAAGGAGAUUGCACUCUCUGUUGUCAAAGGAAUCAAUUGUAGUAUAUUCGCAUACGGCCAGACGAGUAGCGGAAAGACAUACACCAUGACUGGUAUCACUGAGUUUGCCGUGGCUGACAUCUUUGACUAUAUCUUUCAGCAUGAGGAAAGGGCAUUUUCCGUGAAAUUCUCAGCUAUAGAGAUCUACAAUGAGGCCAUACGAGAUCUGCUUAGCUCGGAUGGUACAUCGCUGAGGCUACGAGACGAUCCUGAGAAAGGGACUGUUGUUGAAAAAGCCACAGAGGAGACUCUGAGAGACUGGAACCAUCUCAAGGAGCUUCUCUCUGUUUGUGAAGCACAGCGUAAGAUUGGUGAAACCUCAUUGAAUGAGAGAAGUUCCAGAUCUCAUCAAAUUAUCAGACUGACAGUUGAAAGCUCUGCUCGUGAGUUCUUAGGAAAAGAAAACUCCACCACCCUCAUGGCCUCUGUGAAUUUGAUAGAUCUGGCGGGAAGUGAGCGAGCAUCACAGGCCAUGUCAGCUGGUGCUAGACUCAAGGAAGGCUGCCAUAUCAAUCGAAGUUUGCUCACUCUUGGAACUGUCAUCCGUAAACUUAGUAAGGGAAGACAAGGGCACAUCAACUUUAGAGACUCGAAGCUGACACGAAUUCUACAGCCAUGCUUGGGUGGUAAUGCAAGAACCGCCAUCAUCUGCACUCUCAGCCCAGCGAGGAGUCAUGUUGAGCUAACCAGGAACACUCUCUUGUUUGCCUGCUGUGCUAAGGAAGUCACCACUAAGGCCCGGAUCAAUGUUGUUAUGUCAGACAAGGCUCUCCUCAAGCAACUACAGCGUGAGCUUGCCAGGCUUGAGACCGAGCUCAGAAACCCUGUCUCAACUGCCUCAAACUGUGAUUGUGCCAUGACUGUGAGGAAGAAAGAUCUCCAGAUUCAAAAGAUGGAAAAGCAGAUGAAAGAGUUGAGAGAACAGAGGGAUCUUGCUCAAUCCAGGCUUGAAGAUUUCAUGAGAAUGGUUGAACACGAUGGAGCCUCAAAGUCUGGCACUCCGCAUUUCGGGAACCACACAGACAAGUGGGAGGAUGGUUCAGUCUCAGAGACAUCAGGGGUGGUCGAUUUAGAUGGAAUGUCGACACCGCUGUCAACAGCAAGAGCUUAUGUUCGGUCUCACUCUGAAGAAGAUGAUGUCGAUGAAGAGCUCCCUAGGCGUUCAGGAGAUCCAUCAGAGGAAUAUUGCAGAGAAGUUCAAUGCAUUGAGACUGAGGAGGAAUCAGGCAGAGUCUUUAAUAAUAACCACAAAGACGAGAGAGCAGAAACUGGAAACGUUUUAGGCCAACCAAACGUGAGGUUGAGAAGCUGGAACCGCACGGAGACCGUGCCAGGCACGUGCACUCCUCCUGAAAACUUAGGGACAGACUUCCUGGGAAGACCAGAGAGUCACAAGAUUGUGUUUCCUGAUUUGGAGUUUGGUUCUAGUAUGUCGAGGAAUGAUUCCAUGUCUUCUUGCGGAAGCGAUUCCACUGAAGCUCACAGCAUCAGAACGCCUCUGGGGGAAGAAGGAGGCAUCACUAGCAUCAGGACUUUCGUUGAAGGGCUUAAGGAGAUGGCUAAGCGUCAAGGCGAGGAGGAUGCUGGAAAAAUGGGGAGGGGCAUUAGUGUGGACUUCAUGGACAGGGAAUUUGAGAGACAGCGGCAAGAGAUUCUUGAGCUAUGGCACAGCUGUAAUAUUUCUUUGGUGCAUAGAACAUACUUUUACUUGCUCUUCAAAGGAGAUGAGGCGGAUUCAAUCUACAUCGGAGUUGAGCUAAGAAGACUUUUGUUUAUGAAAGAUAGCUUCUCUCGGGGGAACCAAGCUUUAGAAGGAGGAGAAACCUUAACACUGGCUUCAAGCCGAAAGGCGCUUCACAGGGAGAGGAAGAUGCUGAGCAAGCUUUUGGGGAAAAGGUUUUCAGGAGAAGAGAGGAAGAGAAUCUAUCACAAGUUUGGGAUUGCGAUUAACUCCAAACGCAGGCGGUUACAGCUUGUGAACGAGCUCUGGAGCAAUCCCAAGGACAUGACUCAGGUUGUGGAAAGCGCAGAUGUUGUAGCCAAGCUUGUGAGGUUCGCUGAGCAAGGCAGAGCCAUGAAGGAGAUGUUUGGUCUCACCUUCACGCCUCCUUCCUUCUUCACAACUCGGAGAUCGCAUAGUUGGAGAAAAAACAUGCCUACACUUUUCUAA
This is a messenger RNA of Microthlaspi erraticum, 2484 nucleotides long. The record is from the annotation of a GenBank genome assembly. NCBI's taxonomy places the organism in Eukaryota, Viridiplantae, Streptophyta, Magnoliopsida, Brassicales, Brassicaceae.